This is a messenger RNA of Exophiala mesophila, 3210 nucleotides long. RefSeq lists its product as hypothetical. Gene Ontology annotation, cellular component: chromatin; nucleus. NCBI's taxonomy places the organism in Eukaryota, Fungi, Ascomycota, Eurotiomycetes, Chaetothyriales, Herpotrichiellaceae. Bases 1209 to 2768 code for a protein of 519 amino acids. Gene Ontology annotation, biological process: mitotic sister chromatid cohesion. The record is from RefSeq and is a predicted model, not a curated record. Gene Ontology annotation, molecular function: protein-lysine-acetyltransferase activity. The transcript has a single exon.
GGCGGAUGCUGUACAAUACUUAUGAAGAGACGAGUCCCUUGUCUCAAAUCUUGAGUCGUGAUCCAACAGUCAUCCAUCGAUCAGGCAGACCCAUUCGUCUAGAAUCUCUCUUUUCCCUCCCUUGUGACUGUUUAUGAUUCGACCAACAAAGGAUUGGCAGUAUUAGCGAGCCACGAAGAUUCUAGCUAUGGGUGAAGAAUUUCUAUUCGAGUCCUGAGAUCGGGUCCAACAUCAAAACAAAACGGGUCUAUAGAAGAGGUCUCAUCACACAACAUUUCCAUCGGUUUCCUUUUCUUCCACGGAUUCAUUCUUCUCAACCGUUUUCUUGGGUUCAAUCACAGCCACUUCCAGCAAACCGCGCACCCGCUACCGGCCGCAACGCUUUGUCACGCAACUCUCAAGACCAUUCAAGUAUUUUGACUCCCGAGGCCCCGAGACACACGAGGAAAGUUUCGGAAGUUGGUUCUCAUCGCACAAGGUCACUCUGAUCUGGUCAUUGUGUGAUCUUCUCGUCAUCCCAAGCCAGUCGAGGCUGUCCUGGCGCCUUGUCUGUCGACGACCCCAGAGUGUCAACGCUGUUCACACACCCAAAUCCAACUCUCAGACCCAUAGUGGCCAACCGUUCGGCCCAUCGAUCUAUCAGCAAAAGGCUGGAGCUGGCAGCACAGUCAGGGGGGCAAAUUGGCUGAUUGGGCGUCUUGGCUGCAGAGCCUUUUCGGCAACUUUUGGCUUCUGGGGCUCUAGAUUGGGCCGAGAGCUGCCAGUGAGCCAGUGAGCAGGCCUCUUGACUCGGGGACUGACGCCCACUGGAAUUGCACCUAUCCUCACUCGCCCUCACUCGCCCUCUGCACUGUAGCACCCUGCCAAUUGGUGGUCCCUGCACUGCUUCCCGACCAACGCCGUCUCAUUUUCUUCCCCUACCAGUUAGCUGCUCGUUAGCAGUUACAGUCCGGAGACACAUCCCACCCCGGCCCGCUUCGUCUUCCGUCGCCAUCAUCCGCUAAGAAUUAACGACGCGUUCCCACUCGACCCAAACAGCUUCACACCAAAACCCUCAUAUCAUCUUCUGCAACGGGGGUCUCUGCUGUUACCUCGACACCUUUCAUUUACACCCUCGAAUCUCUCCCGCUGCACAAUAUUUACCACGCGACCAUGCCAUCGGCCGUGUAUCCCUACACCAUCACGAAUAGCUACAAAGGGUAUGGCUUAUGCAUUCCUAUCCAUUCGAUAUACAUAUGCUGACACGUGGUAGGGGCCUCUACAUGCGAACAUACAGCCGUAAUGUCCGUCGCGCUUGGGACGGUGAGGACUACCGCCCACCAAAGCGACAACGGCUCCAGGGUGCGUGGCACGCCCACGUUGCCGCCGCCAACUCGACCGUGAACGAAAACACGCUUCUCGCCCAUCACCUCGAAGACAACUUGGAACGCGCCAUUCGUGAGACCAGCGUAGCAGCAAUGUCAUCGUCACCCUCACGCAAGAACAGCACCAUCUUCUCUGCAGAAUCGCACGAAGACGAUCUUGGUUCUACCACCAUCACACCACCCUCAUCACCGCCCCCCGAGUUGAACCUCACACCACCCAAUGUUAAAGCUCGAAAGCCCACGUUUUCGUGUCUGGAGAAAAGCAAGAAAGAGAAAAAAGAUCAAAAAGGCGUCAAGAGGAAACACGAUCUACUGUCGACUGCACCCAACGAGCGUGUAGAUACGCGUCAUGACACGGAGCCGCUGGCUGAGAUCUUCAAUUUGAGUGCUCGCGCACAAGGCUCCCACACGGCACCGCGGGACGCGUCAACAGGCCAGUUACAGAUGCCUGCUCCCUUGACGACCCAACCAAUAACAUUACACGUCCCCCGAAUCUCAACACCCAAACAACACAGCCUGACUCAGACUGUCCUUGAUUUCGGGCAAUCGCUGCUGCCCGUCACAUGCCCUCAAUGCCAGAUGUCAUACUCGCCAUCGGUGGCCGAAGACAUCCAAUUACAUACUAUGUACCACCAUCGAGACAGCUCCGGUAUUGAACUUGGAAAGGCGUUCCUCAAGUCAGCAAUGCGCUGGUGCUACCAGGUCCCCAAUAUCUCUGGAAGUGUGGUCGUGGUGGACAGGAAAAUCGCAUUACCUGGACGACGUUCUGUUCAAAAGGCGCUAGAAAUCAUCAACAAGGAACUGGGAAGUGUGGAUAUCAAAGAGGAGGAAUUGUGGAGCCAACGCGCUCCAGACGGCAAGAACGAGGAAGACGCGUUGUUGAACAAGAAGUGUGACCGCUACAAGGUCUUCCUCCACAUCAUCGAUGAAAAGUGUGUGGGAAUCUGCUUGGCCGAGCGUAUCUCCAAAGCGCAUCGAGUUAUCCCCAACGAGAGCGUGUCGGGCGAGACGAUUCCUUUGAAUGGACACUACCGACCUGAAGCCCCAGUGACACCGGCACCAACGGAGAUUCACGAAGAGGAGACUAAACAAGUUCCGGCCAAACCACAGAUCCCAACUCCAGUUGCCAGCCCAACGUGUGCUGCCUUCACCCCCUCGAGUAUCAACAUCUCGGAAGAGACUUAUCCAGCUGUCGUCGGAGUGAGCAGAAUCUGGACGAGCCGUGCGUUUCGACACAAGGGAAUUGCUAGCAACCUUCUCGAAUGUGUUAUGAACCAAUUUAUCUAUGGAAUGGAAAUUGAACGUGAACAGGUCGCUUUCAGCCAGCCCACAGAGAGCGGAGCGGCUUUGGCGAGGGCCUGGUGCGGCGAACCUUACGGUUGGGCGGUCUAUCGAGAAAUCUAGAUUCCAGAUGGAAUGUGAUAUCUGCCGAGACAAUGAUUACGACAUGAGCAUCUACACGGCCAUUUUCUUGCAUGGGGAGGAUGGGGAGGCAGAGACCACCCACACGGGCAGCUUGCAGUGCCAUCAUGUACUGCAUAGAAUCUUAUUGGACCAGCGGUGGAUAUGCACAGCGGUGUGUUGUAGGAUACAAGUGAGCAAGGAAGAUGACAGAAACAAUCAGAAGACAGUGGCUGAAGCCAAGGAACAUGCUUCGGAAAUAUUGAAAUGCUUAUGUACUCAAUCAGCACUCCUUUAAAGCUACACCAAUUUCACAAGGACAAAAGACAGUGAUCGCCCACGAUAUGUUUCUAAUAAAUCGUGGCCGAAUAUGUCAGUACCCAGUUCAUUGAAAUCAAUAAGUCAAACCUGCCAGCAAGAUCUGUUUUCUAAGUAGUACAGGGGC